Messenger RNA from Heterotrigona itama, 2259 nucleotides. The record is from the annotation of a GenBank genome assembly. Lineage: Eukaryota; Metazoa; Arthropoda; Insecta; Hymenoptera; Apidae.
UAUCUGCGCUUUUCGUGGAAAAAAUAUAAAACUAAAAUACUCAAAACUAAAAAUAUUUCUAUUUUACAUGUAAAUUUUUUUUGACGAUUUUAUAUUUAUAAUGUGAAUCAAUCCUUCAAAUAAAAUAAAAUCAUUGUAAAUAUGAAAUUAUAAAAGUCGGAACUUACAUAUUUGAUUAUAAAUAUACGAGAAAAUUUCACCAACUAAAAGCGCGGAAUAUCUUUUCAAAUUUAUUAUUUUUUUGUUCUUCUAUGUUAUAUGUGCGUGAAAUAUGGCUAAAAUAUUUGAAAUAUGGCUAAAAACAACGAAAAAUUUUUUAUAGAUGUUCUCUGAUAAUUGAAGUACGUUUACAAAGAAAAAUCUUUCAUCUAAUUCAAAUUUUUUGUUUCACAAAUAAAUUGCUACAUUUUCUAUUUAUGAGAGGUUAUAUGAUCAGAGAUUUAUGAUUUAUGAUAUGUUUUUAUAAUAUUUUGUACAUAACAAGUGCAUAUACUGUUUUUGCGAUUUUAAUUACAUUAUGAACUGUCUAAAACUUGUGAGUAUAUAUCAUACACCGAAAAUUGUGUGGUAUCAAACGGAUACUACAGUUAUUGUACGUAUUUUAUUACAAGAUAUAAAAGACUAUUUUCUUCACGUAGAAUGUGAUCAUCUGUUAUUUAGCACAACAACAAAUUCAAAGAAAUAUUAUAUUUGUUUAUAUCUUUUUGGAACUAUAGUGGCAGAAAAAACAGUUCACAAAAAUUUAGAAAGAGAAAUUAAGAUUACACUUGUAAAGGCACAUAAAUGGACAGAAUGGUUAAGAUUGUGCAUUCAAAAAGAAAAAAAUCCUUUAAUUGGGCUAGAUUCAAAUCAUAUAUAUAAACUCGAUUGGAUCACUGCAGCUUUAAGAAACAAAGAAAAGGAGGAUUUUACAGAAUAUAAGCGUAGGAAUCAUAUAACUCAAAUAAUGCCAGUUGUACCAUCUAGUGAUGAAGAAGAAUCUGAAGAUGAAAUAAUGGAUAUGAUAUUUGAUUAAUCUACUCAUGCUAUAUAUACACAAUAAAUACUACUCAAUGUCUAAAUAUAUUUUUAAAUAAAGGAAUAGCACUUCAACUUUUUUUUAUAAAUUUUUUACUUAAAUUAUUAUAUUACUAUACUACAUUUAUUGAUUUGAGUCAUAAAAUUGCAUGAUACAUAAAAUUUUGGAUAAAACACUUUAUACAUAAAAACUUCAUCUUUUCAUUUUUGUUUUACUAAAUAUUAUUUGCAAUUAGUCAAAAUGCAGAUUAAUUCAACUUAACAAAUAUUCUGAUGUACAUUAUACAUAGAUAUAAUUUACAGCAUGAAAUCUGCCACAUAAAUAUAAAAAUGAAAAUAAAAAUUAUAUAUUAUAUGUAUUUCACAUUGUGUCACUUAGAUAAAAAUUUACAUUGAAUUUGGUGCUUAAAAAAUCUAAUGCUUCGGUAUUAUGAAUUCUCAUAUACUGAAAUCUUUAAUAUUCAGUAUUUAAUAUUCAGAAUAAAAAAAAAUCAUUUUAUAUUCAAUUAGGAUAGAAUAUUAUAAAUCAUAUAGUAAAAAUUAUGAGACUGAACGAAGAUAAAUGAAUAAUGUUUACACAAUAUAUUUCUUUGUAUAUGAAAUUUACUGCUUUUGUUACCCAUGACUGAUUCACAAAAAAUAAUAGUUACAAAAUUACAAUAUUGGAAUGUCUUCAUGCUAUGUUUAUAAUACACAAUGUAAACAACUACUAAAAAAUAUGUAUUCAUAAUAGUUAGUUCAUCACUAGCAAUAUUGUUCUUAUCUUUGGCAAUGAAUCCUUUUUAGUUGAUAUUUGCAUGUAAUUUUUUUUUAUAAAAAAUUAUAAGAAAAAUAUUUUAAAGAAGAUAAUGUAAAUAAAUUUAUAAUUUAUAACGCGAGAUAAAAUGAUUAAACAUUAUUUUUAAAAAAUCUUUUAAUUCUUUCAUUAUUUAUCUUUUCUGGUAAAUUAUGCUUAUAUAUAAGUAACUGUUUUGGACAGUAUUCUAGUUAAAUGUCUUGAUAUCAAGAUUCUGUAUAUUUUAAUAAUUUAUUAUAAAGAGCAUAUUAUUAGUGCCUUCAUGUCAUUAUAUUAUUUUUUAUGGAAUAUAUUAGGAAUUGGAACAUUUAUCAUGCUAUUUUUAAAUGCUACAAAUAGUUAUAAAACAUCAUUAACAACAACUAAUAUAAACAAAUUUGUAACAUUGAAAUAAUAGCAAUAUAUUAAAUUUGAUUUUUAUAAUAAAAUAAAAUUUCAUAUUUAAC